UGGAACAGUGGUGGGUGAAAUACACUCGUCGUUUCUCGUACAUCAGAAGAAUAUUGCAAAUUCUGUGACUUCUGAAGAGUUUGCUGACCAUGACAACGUUGGAUUUCGACUGAUAAGGCCCAUAAACACAGUUCGAGGUUUCCGGGACUUUCCCUUGGUACCAUCACAUGCCAAAGAAAUAGAGAAAAAUAUGACUGGGCAACAGUGUACUUUGUCGCUCGGAAAUUGCGUGGAAGAUGUGGACAAAAUGACGAAUGGAAAGGUGACGCUGCUACGCCUGUGACCGCCGCCGGAUAGCAUGCGCUGUGCGCCCAGGACGCCGCCGCGACCCCUCUCCACCCGGCCGCCCAGCUAGCAUCCGAGACUCGAGCUCCAGCGCCACAGUGCCUUGUUCCCCGGGGGGAGGGGACGGGGUGUCGGGGGGGAUGUGUCUGUAGCGGCACAAACGGACGCCUGUGGCGAGUGCUCGUGUGAGCGAUGGACGACGGCGAGGACUACUUGGGGGCUCCGAGCUCGGGACCCGAGGUCAAGGGUCAGCAGGCGAUGGGAGGAGGCUGCGUCUUCAACAAGGCGGCGCCGGAGGUGGUGACCAAGGCGACGGCCGGAGGCAGCAGCGAACUGGGCGACAUGACCUUCUGCAUGGCCAACUACGUCAAGGACGCCAUGAAGAUGAUGUGUAUGAUGAGGAGUAAUCGAAUGCUAACUGAUGUGGUACUGGAGGUUGGAUCAGAACUCUUCCAUGCACACAAAGUUGUUCUUGCUGCUGCUAGUCCAUACUUUAAGGCAAUGUUUACAGGUGGUCUGAAAGAAUGUGAAAUGUCUAGAGUGAAGUUACAAGGUGUAUGCCCCACUGCAAUGGCUCGUCUCAUGUACUUCAUGUAUACUGGUCAGAUACGUGUCACUGAAGUUACUGUAUGUCAACUUUUACCUGCUGCAACUAUGUUCCAGGUGACUAAUGUGAUAGAUGCUUGCUGUUUGUUUCUUGAGCGACAGUUAGAUCCCAGCAAUGCAAUAGGCAUUGCUAAAUUUGCCGAGCAACAUGGCUGUAAAGAUUUAUGCCAAAAGGCAAAUCAGUUCAUUGUACAACAUUUCACCCAGGUCUGCCAAGAGGAAGAAUUUCUUCAGUUGUCAGCCAUACAGUUGGUUGCACUGAUAAAGAAAGAUGAGCUUAAUGUAACAGAAGAAAGAGAAGUGUACAAUGCUGUUUUGAAAUGGGUGAAAUAUGAUGAAGAAAACAGGUUCCCAAAAAUGGAACACAUUCUCCAUGCUGUAAGGUGCCAGUUUCUUACACCAAGCUUCUUACAUGAGCAGAUGAAGAACUGUGAUGUUCUAAAGAAAUUACCUGCUUGCAGAGAAUAUCUUGCACAAAUUUUUAAGGAUCUAACUCUGCAUAAACGGCCAUGUGUGAAGGAACGAACACCAAAUACUCCAAGAGUUAUUUAUAUUGCUGGAGGCUAUUUUCGAAAUUCACUUGAUGUAAUGGAAGCAUAUAAUGUGGAUGACCGUACAUGGACAAAACUUGCUAGCUUAACUGUUCCACGAUCUGGUUUGGGAGGCGCUUUUCUAAAGGGAAUGUUCUAUGCUGUGGGAGGCCGCCACAACUCUCCAGACUCUAGAUAUGACUCAGACUGGGUGGACAGGUAUAAUCCUGCUAAAGAUGUAUGGAGACCUUGCAGCCCCAUGUCUGUUCCGAGAAACCGUGUUGGUGUGGCUGUUAUGGAUGGUUAUCUGUAUGCAGUUGGAGGUUCAGCAGGUUCAGAGUAUCACAACAGUGUUGAAAGGUUUGACCCUGAUGAAGACACAUGGACAAAUGUGAAGCCAAUGCAUGUGAAACGAUUAGGAGUUGCUGUAGCUGUUGUCAACAGGUUACUGUAUGCUAUAGGAGGUUAUGAUGGCAAAACCAGGCAGAGUAGUGUUGAAUGUUAUCAUCCAGAGAAUGAUGAAUGGACUAUGGUGGCACCUCUUAAUGUCAGUCGCAGUGGUGCAGGUGUGGCUGCACUCAAUCAGUACAUUUAUGUUGUGGGAGGUUAUGAUGGACAGCGACAGGUAAAUUCAGUAGAGCGCUAUGACACAGAACGUGAUAUCUGGCAAUUUGUUGCAAGUAUAAGAAUUGCUCGCUCUGCUCUAAGUGUCACUGCUUUGGAUGGAAAACUUUAUGCUAUGGGUGGCUAUGAUGGCACAGCAUUCCUAAAUAUUGUGGAGGUGUAUGACCCUACAAGAGAUGUGUGGGAGGAAGGACAACCACUUACAAGUGGCAGAUCAGGCCAUGCAUGUGCAGUAUCAUAUCCACAAUGCCUCAUACACUGUGAGCACAUGGACCAACCUCUUACACUUAUGGACACACCAACUCCAACACCAGGAACCAGUGGUGCAAAUAUAUAACCAUGUGCAGUUUUUAGGAUUUUUGGAAAGUGUUAAGUGCUUGCUUGAAACAGUGGUUCUCAGCAGAAUGGUCUGAAUUGUCAUAACCCUGACUACUAAUAACUCUGAAAACUGUUUAACUUUUUGUGGGAGACACUUUUACAAAACAUAACAUUGUGUGUGUGGACAAGCAUCAAUAUGUUAUUGACUGUGACUCAUGCCAGAUGAGUAACUUCUCAAAGUUAACUCUGGAGAAGCAAGAUGUAUUAUAAUGUAAUGAAGCAGACAGAAGUGAUAGUGUAUAAAUAUUGUGCUGUGAAUUUGUAGUUAACUAAAAUUGUGAAUGAUAGUGUUUUGUGGUGUUGGAAAUAUGUUUUAUGGUGCUUGCAUCAAUUGUAGACAUGCAACUAAUGACAAUUUUAAUAACAUGGGAAGGUUUUACAGUGAGGAGAACUUUGUGUCCCUUGUUGUUCCCCAGAUUUAAAAUAUUCAUCUUUCUCUUGAACAGUUGUAAAAGACACCAGAAACAGGACAAUCAAAAGAAUAGUGCUACGAAAUUGAAUAACAUUUCUGACAAUAUUUUUACUUUCUUCAACAUAUGUUUGCUGUGAGAUACAAUACGCCGUCUUGUAAGUAUAAUCAUCUGAAGAGUUUGUGAGAUCCUAGCAGUUUUGAGAAUAAUGACUUUGUUGCACCUGUAUCCUGACAUUGAAUUGAUAUUUUAAUUAAUUUUAU
Messenger RNA from Schistocerca nitens (vagrant locust), 3096 nucleotides. Its product is annotated as kelch-like ECH-associated protein 1B. Bases 478 to 2382 code for a protein of 634 amino acids. Gene Ontology annotation, molecular function: protein binding. The record is from RefSeq and is a predicted model, not a curated record. The transcript is spliced from 13 exons. Lineage: Eukaryota; Metazoa; Arthropoda; Insecta; Orthoptera; Acrididae.